This is a messenger RNA of Notothenia coriiceps (black rockcod), 923 nucleotides long. RefSeq names its product transmembrane protease serine 6. Gene Ontology annotation, biological process: proteolysis. NCBI's taxonomy places the organism in Eukaryota, Metazoa, Chordata, Actinopteri, Perciformes, Nototheniidae. The record is from RefSeq and is a predicted model, not a curated record. Gene Ontology annotation, molecular function: serine-type endopeptidase activity. Bases 1 to 903 code for a protein of 300 amino acids. The transcript is spliced from 8 exons.
AUGCAUGCUCACAAAGAUUCAGCGCCUCAAGCCUGUUCGUCUCGUGAGCUUCUACUGAUCGUGAUCUUCCCCAUCAUCAUCAAACUGGUCAUCACCUCUGCUCUCUUAGAUUGCACCGUUCUGGUCAGUGAUGGCCGGCGUAUUGUUGGGGGGGCGUUGGCGGUCAAGGAAAAGUGGGUGUGGCAGGUCAGCAUGCAAUGGAGAGGAAAACACGUCUGUGGAGGGGCCAUCGUCUCCCCUCGCUGGGUCAUCACUGCAGCUCACUGCUUUGUUGAGAACAACAUGCUGGAAGUGUCUGACUGGCUGGUGGUGGUGGACACAGUCAGCAUCGCAGACGUCUCUCUGGGGGAACGUUACAGAGCUCUGCAGGUUCUUUAUCACCCUCGGUUCAACAAAUUGAACAACGACUAUGACGUGGGCCUGCUGCGCACCAUCACUGACAUGGACAUGAGAGCUGGGGUGCGACCGGUCUGUUUACCCAGUCCGAGCGAGUCCUUUCCUCCUGGAGCGGCCUGUUGGAUCACAGGCUGGGGAUAUAUUCAUGAGGGAGGCUUUGUGUCAGAUGAGCUAAGGCAGGCACAGGUCAAAGUCAUAGCUCAACCGGUCUGUUCCCACCCGAGCGCCUAUGGUAAUUACCUAACUCCUCGGAUGAUUUGUGCUGGCACCAUGGACGGAGGAGUGGACUCCUGUCAGGGGGACAGUGGUGGGCCCCUGGUGUGUGAGACAGCCAGUGGGGACUGGAGGCUGGCAGGCGUGGUGAGCUGGGGAGAGGGCUGCGGACGACGCAACAAACCAGGCGUCUACAGCAGAGUAACCCAACUGAUCCCCUGGGUUAAAGGACAUAUAGAGGACAAACCAGAAGAAUUGGAGGAGACCACGGCAGCCAUUACCGACACCUCAUAGAAACCAGACUCUUAUAACUU